Trypanosoma grayi is the source of this 1203-nucleotide messenger RNA. RefSeq lists its product as hypothetical. Bases 1 to 1203 code for a protein of 400 amino acids. Gene Ontology annotation, molecular function: protein binding. The transcript has a single exon. The record is from RefSeq and is a predicted model, not a curated record. NCBI's taxonomy places the organism in Eukaryota, Euglenozoa, Kinetoplastea, Trypanosomatida, Trypanosomatidae.
AUGAGGCGGCUCUUGGCAUUCAGUACGUACGCGCUGAGGGUAUCACCACCUCUGGUGUGUGUGCCACCACGUGCUGCCGUUGUUGUUGUCCCUCGUUUCUGCAGCACGCAGUCGCCCCCCAAAACAGAUUUCACUGCAGAGGAGUUGCACAAGUCUGCAUUGGAAUUCUUUGAGCGUGGAGACUACGUUAAUGCAAUUAAACAGUGGGAAACGGUAGUGGCAUCGCAGGAUCACACUGAAAGCAACAGCCCCACAUUGAUGAACUGUCUAAACAACUUGGCGUGUGCAUAUGGCGAGAUUGGCAAUCACUCCAAAAAGCUUCAGCUUCUCGAACGUUCCCGUGAUAUGGUGAAGAAGAUCUACGGUGCAGACCACCCGCAGUACGGCAUGGUCCUCUACAAUAUGGCUUGCGCCUACGAGGAUAUGGGCCGCUACCAAGAGAUGGAGGAACUUCUUCUUCAAUCACUUGCCAUUCACGAGCAGAAGUUCCACCCAAAGCACGCCAAGGUGGGACGUGUACUCCUCCUGCUUGCCGAGGCAUAUGGACACCUAGGUAAAUAUGAAGCUCAGCUACAGGUGGCGGAGCGGGCCCUCGACAUUGUGCGCCGUCAUUGUGGGCCAGAGCAUAUGCAGACUACCAUUGCCAUGCUGACGCUUUCAAGGGCAUGCGGAGCGAACGGCAACCAGGCGAGACGCCUGCAGCUCGCCCAGCAGUCAUAUGACAUCCAGGAAAAGAAGUUGGGGGCCAUGAAUCCGCAAUUGGCGCUGACACUCAUGGAAUUGGCGGAUGUGCACGGCGCAAACGGGAAUCAUUUUCACAAGAAGGAGCUCUUAGAGAAGGCCAUUGAGGUGCAGAAGAGGGCGUUUGGCACCCAACAUACACACCUCAUCGCGACGUAUACAGCGCUUGGUGAUGCCUAUGGUGAAUUAGGUGACAAGGAGAAUCAGGCGGCUUACUACCGCGAAGCGCUGAACGUCGCACGGCAACGAUACAGGGGACGCCACAUUUCUAUUGGUAUGUCUGCCACUAAAUGUGCACGGGGGUAUCUGCGCAUCGGAAUGGUUAAAGAGGCGAAGGCUCUGUUGGAAGAGGCACGAAGUAUCAUUGACGGCAAUGUGUCGGAGAUCCACCCCGCCGCAGUUGACCUUCGCGAUACACUUGAAGAACUGACGAAGAUUACCAGUGAAAGGGAGGACGUCUGA